AUGGGACGAGAUUGGAUGCAAACUGGAAGGCGACCCGCAGGCAUUUGCGGGGCGUGUUUGCUAAUUGCGGCAAGAAUGAAUAAUUUUAGGAGAAGCGUCAAAGAGGUGAUUGCCGUAGUAAAAACUGCAGAUGUUACGAUCAAAAGAAGGAUUGAGGAAUUCAAAGAAACACCCACAGCAAAACUUUCAGUACAAGAUUUCAGGGUUGUAUGGCUUGAACAGCAAAGUGAUCCACCUGCAUUUACAAAAGCUCGCAAAGCAGAAAAAAAUAUGACUGGGAAACGAAAUCCGAUUACCAUAAUUUCUGAUUCUUCGUCAAAAGAGAAAGCAGGAGAUGAAAGCUACGGAACUCAAAUCAAUUCAUCUCUAAGAGAAGGAGUAAUUGAUAAUGAAAGGAAGAGAAGGAAUGAUGAUAUUGACGAGGAGGAUUCGGAUAGUGAUAAAAAUAGUAAUGAUGAGAAUUUGACCGAAAACAUAAAUCAAAACCAAAAUGGACGCAAUUUAGUUGAAGAGCAAAUAGAAAAAGAAUUGGAAGAAGAAAUGAAUUCUUAUCUUAACGAUCCAAAUUUAAAAAAGAUCAGUUCCGAAAUGGAAGAAGAGUCUGGCAAGAAAUGUUCAAAUAAGGAUCAUUCAGAGAAAGACAAACUAGAUGAUGAAGAGAUAGGUUCUGAUUUCGAUGACGAUGAAAUAAGCAACGUCAUUUUAUCCGAGGAAGAAGUAAAAAUAAAAACACAAGUGUGGAUGGACAUGAAUCGCGAAUAUUUAAAAGAAGUUGAAGAGAAAAGAAAGAAACAAGAAAUUGAUCGAGCAAAUGGGAUAGGUGUUCGCAGAGUAUGCAACCGAGCCAGGAAAGGAAGAUCUGAUGAACAUUCGGUGGCUAGCACUCCAGCAGAAGCUGCGAGAAGGCUGUUUGAGGAAAGAAACCUCUCAAAAAAGAUCAACUUUAAAGUCUUGGAUUCCCUAUUCGAUAAUAUACCUGAUAGCAUACCCAAUACCCCAACUUCUUGGCGGGAUUAUGACCCUACCAGUGUUAGUGGUUCUGGUAUUGCGCGUAGUGGCACCCCUGCUAGUUCAAGAUGGGAUGAUGAAGAACCCAUUCACGAAUGGGAUAACUUACCAGCUUCAAAGCUGAAAAGCACAAGCACAGAUAUAUUACAAGGUGGAACUUCGGAUUACGAAGAGUAUGAUGAUUACAAUGCUCAAGAGUCAUAUGAAUAUGAAAAUUAUGCAAGGGGAGAGGAUUACUAUGAUUUCAAUGAACCUGAAGGAAAAGAUUAUACUGUCCAACGAUUAUUAAUUGGUACCCACACAUCAGAUAACGACCAAAAUUAUGUCGAAAUUGCCAACAUUCAACUUCCAAAAAAUGAUGUUAACAUCGAUCCUCGAAAAUAUGAUGAAGAAAAAGGAGGUAUAAAAUUGGAUAAUCAGCUUCUUACAACGACAUAUGACUUAUUUAAUCAUUCUAAACAGAAGUGGGAGGAUUUGGUGGUACUUCCGAAAGUAGAAUUAAGGUUGUUCAGAGAAUCAAUCAUGAUGGAGAAGUUAAUCGGGCAAGAUAUAUGCCUCAAAAUCAGGAUGUGA
Molecule: messenger RNA, 1581 nt
Organism: Acaulospora colombiana
Lineage: Eukaryota; Fungi; Glomeromycota; Glomeromycetes; Diversisporales; Acaulosporaceae
Source: the annotation of a GenBank genome assembly